Molecule: messenger RNA, 1230 nt
Organism: Colletotrichum gloeosporioides
Lineage: Eukaryota; Fungi; Ascomycota; Sordariomycetes; Glomerellales; Glomerellaceae
Product: putative transporter MCH4
Exons: 3
Coding region: 1-1230 (409 amino acids)
Biological process (GO): transmembrane transport
Cellular component (GO): fungal-type vacuole membrane
Molecular function (GO): transmembrane transporter activity
Source: RefSeq, a predicted model, not a curated record
AUGAUUGCCACGGAAGAACCUGAGAAAUACCCCGAGGGCGGUAAAGAUGCCUGGCUGGUCGUUGCUGGUGCAUGGUGCGCCAUGAUCCCAUCGAUGGGGCUUCUCAACACUCUGGCUGUUCUCCAGGCCUGGGUCACGGAGUAUGAAUUACAAGGGCUGCCGGAGUCAACGAUUGGCUGGUUAUUCAGUACCUAUGCAUUUUUCCUGUACUUCUGCGGUGCUCAGGUUGGCCCUAUUUUCGACGCCCAUGAUGUGCGAUAUCUCGUUAUACCGGGAUGCAUCGGUAUUGUGGCUGCCAUCAUGCUGAUGAGUUUAUGCAAAGAGUUCUACCAAUUCUUUCUUACCUUUGGCGUUCUCGGUGGCAUGUCUGCCUCACUCCUCUUUAACCCGAGCAUUUCCGCCAUUGGCCACUGGUUCUCCGAGCGACGAGCCCUCGCAACCGGUAUUGCUUGCACCGCCGGAGGUGUUGGGGGCGUUAUAUUUCCGCUCAUUAUCCUUUAUCUUGCCCCACGAGUGGGAUUUGCCUGGGCAUUGAGGACGGUCGGUUUCAUCUGUCUCGCAGUGUCCGUGUUGGCUUGUCUGCUUCUCAAGAAGAGGCUACCGCCGAACAAGAAAGCCGGAGCUGCCAUAGACAUCACGGCGCUGCAAGACGCAAAGUUCGCCUUGACAACACUGGCCGUUUUCCUGAUUGAAUUUGCCGUUUUCAUACCCUACACCUACAUAUGUUCUUACGCCAUUCAUGAGGGUAUGGGUCUGCAAAAGUCGUUACUUCUGAACGCGCUUCUCAACGCUGGCGCCAUACCGGGGCGUGCCCUGCCGGGUUACGUCGCUGACCGCUUUGGACCUUUCAACGUUAUGUGCGUGACGGCUCUCGUAUGCUCAACUUUCAUCUUCGCUCUUUGGAUGACCGCACAGGGAGGAGAGGCCGCGACCACGGCAUUUGCUAUUCUUUUUGGGUUCUGGUCGGGUGCUGCUAUUAGCUUGACUCCUGUGUGCAUCGGUAGAGUGUGCGAGACGAAGGACUACGGCAAAAGGAGUGGAACUGCAUUCUCCAUCUCGAGCAUCGCCGCGUUGGUCGGCGUGCCAUUUGCGGGAGCUAUCCUGCAAUGGUGUGACGGUGCAUACUAUGGGGUGAUCAUCUUCGCAGGUGGCCUGUACGUCCUCGCACUGGUGGCCUUCAUUAUUGCGAGAGGCGUCGCCGGUGGCUGGGCCUUCACAGUACUUUAUUGA